Vitis riparia (riverbank grape) is the source of this 516-nucleotide messenger RNA. RefSeq names its product putative GATA transcription factor 13. Gene Ontology annotation, biological process: regulation of DNA-templated transcription; flower development. Bases 1 to 516 code for a protein of 171 amino acids. The transcript is spliced from 3 exons. Gene Ontology annotation, molecular function: DNA-binding transcription factor activity; zinc ion binding; sequence-specific DNA binding. Lineage: Eukaryota; Viridiplantae; Streptophyta; Magnoliopsida; Vitales; Vitaceae. The record is from RefSeq and is a predicted model, not a curated record.
AUGGAUUCGAAGUUGCAUCUUCAGGAUGAUGAAAAAGAUGCAGGAAAUGACUCAUGUGACCCAAGUCUAAGGUUGGAUACCUAUGACAAUGGGCCACCCCAACCUCAACCAAAUCCUCAACAGUACCCCCCUAUUUCAUCCCAUGGUUCCUCUCAAUACUUCCAUCCUUCUUUCCCUCAGGCACCAAACACCUUCACUGGUCCUAAGUUUCUUGUUCCUGGCUAUCUUGACCCAAUGAACAAUUGCUUCAUUCCAUCCCCCACUGCACCUGUGCUGCCCUCCAUGAAUAGUUACCCUGUUGGUGGUUUGGGUCAAAACUAUCAUCCAUAUCAACAUAUGGAUGCCAGUUCUUCUGACUCAACAAAAAGAUGUGCUCACUGCAGAAGUGCUUAUACCCCAAUGUGGCGCCGAGGGCCACAAGGCCCCCGGUCCCUUUGCAAUGCCUGCGGGCUCAGGAACAGAAAAGAAGAGGAGAGAAAGAAAGCCGAAGAUCGGCUCAAUCAGCCAAGAAACUAA